Molecule: messenger RNA, 2201 nt
Organism: Vespa velutina
Lineage: Eukaryota; Metazoa; Arthropoda; Insecta; Hymenoptera; Vespidae
Exons: 11
Coding region: 100-2112 (670 amino acids)
Biological process (GO): intracellular signal transduction; negative regulation of protein tyrosine kinase activity
Cellular component (GO): cytoplasm
Molecular function (GO): protein kinase inhibitor activity
Source: RefSeq, a predicted model, not a curated record
UGCGGAUAUGUUCUAACAUCCAACAUGGCUACCUGAUAUGUAGCAGACGAUAUAGGUGCCAUGAAAAAUUGUAAAUAAAAUUCAUUUUUAGCUUUAAUUAUGAGUGGACGUGUACAAAAGGAAUGUGAUGAUGAUUCUGAUCGUGUUGACGAUGCGGUGGAUCCUAGAGUACAGAUUGAACUUGAAAGAUUGAACACAGCUACUGAUGAUAUCAAUAAACUUGAAGUCGAUUUGGAUGAAGCAAGGGCCACAUUCAGGGAGUUAUUGUGUGAAUCUACUAUUAAAAUUGAUUCUCUGGCUAAGAAACUUGGAGCCUGUAUUGAAAAAUCUAGACCUUAUUAUGAUGCUAGAUUUAAAGCAAAAGAAGCUUUACAAGAGACACAAAAGGCUGCAAUUAGAUUUGAAAGAGCCAAUAGUCAACAUGCAGCUGCCAAAGAGAUGGUAUAUUUAGCCGAAGAGGGAUUAAGAACAGAAGGGAGAUGUUUUGAUCAUGCGUGGCAGGAAAUGUUAAAUCAUGCAACAGCUAGAGUUAAUGAGUCAGAACAUGAACGAGCUCUUUCUGAGGCAGAACAUAGGCAUACGACUGCGUUGUACCAUAAAGCAGAACAUGAAGUCCAAAGAUUACAACGAGAAUUGAAACGUGCUAUUGCCAAGUCAAGUAUGGGUGCACGUCGCAGCUUGCUUCUGAUAAACAGUAUCGCCUACAGGCACAACUUGCUCAUGUUGCCUUAUUAUGAAAUGAAAGCACAUUUCAAUCAAAUGUUGGAAGAACAAAAGAUGAAAGUUAGUGUAUUGGAGAGGUCAGUUGGUGAUGCUAAAAUGACAUAUGCAGAAGCUUUGAGAAAUUUGGAACGUAUUAGCGAUGAGAUACAUAGAACAAGGCAAUGUGAUACUGCAGAUGAUUAUGGAAAACAUAUAAGAGAUGGUACAGAUCCUUCUUCUAUACAGACAAAUACAGCUACUCCAACUGACUCAAGUGUAACCGGUUCACCGGAUAGUACAGAUUAUACUAGUGAUGAAUAUUUACGUCUCCCUGAUAGAAUGAGUCCAAGUACUCCUUGUCUUGUGCCUACCAAAAUUGAGAGGAAUCCAUCUUCUGAAUAUUUGGGCCUAAAUAAUAUGAAUCUUUCAACUACAGAACCUCGAAAAUAUAUAAAGCGAGACCGUCCGCGAAGCAUCGCCACAACUGACACGAAACAUAUCGUACAAUUAAAUCAUACAAGUUCUUCUACAUCUCGUCUAUCUGAUCUUUCUAGCAUUAUAUCUCCUAUUGAAAAGAAGGUUAAGAUUCAAUCACCUGUGCGCGAUGAGAAAAAUUCUGUAACACAGAAUGGCGAAGAAUGGACAGAAAUUAGUUUAAACAAUUCUCCGGAUGAAAUUUAUUACAACAACGACAUCUAUUCCGAUGAAGAAGAUCAAAUUCCUUAUAAACCUUUACCAAUGGAUUUGAGCCCUGAAAAUAUCAAGCUUCCAAUUCUUCCAGUGAAUAUUCAAGCAUUACAUAAUGAUCAAAAUAAUCGGAAACGAUUAGUUUCACAGAAAUCAUUACCUUUGAUGACGCGAACGAAUGAAGUUAGUUUAAGUGAAGAAAAGAGGGCAGAAGUCACACGAAGUCCAUCAAUAAGAAGUAAGGGUAAACUGGAUAGUAGUUUAUCUAAUUGGAUUACUCGAAGUUCUGCUGCCAAUGAAAUGAGUGAUGGUAGUUCUGCUAAUUCAAGCAGAAGGCAAUCUUUGGAUAUGUUAUGGGGUGGAGGAACAGGAGAACGAGUCAAAGAAUUAUUAAAUCAUGGAAUGAUGAUGCUAAACAUAUCUGGUCUAACAGAACGGCGUUCUAGUGAACCAAAAACAAGUGAAAGAGAUAAGGAAAAAUUUGAAAAAUUAGAAUCGAAAGGAAAGAAAGUUCCAAGUCCUCUAGAAAAAACUAUGACUUAUCUCAAUGCAGAUGAAGAAACUUCAGACAGUGAAAGUUUAGCCAGUGUGGAGAUGUUAACAGAAGAUCAAAUAUCAUCUCUUAUGAUGGAACCUGAUAUGAAUCAAGUUUGUCAAGAGAUUCUAGGUACACCAUUAGUAGAAGUCUGUCCUUUAUUACAACAGCUUCAGCAACAACAGUAACUUUCUUUUCCUUAUUAAUAUUGACCUUAUUUUAGCAAAAAAGAAAAGUGUUCAAAAUUUGAAUAACGUUAUAUAAUAUCAAAGCAGUA